AAUAGUCCUAUGGAACUAAAUGGAACAGAACUUGCAGAAUGAGGUGCCAUCCAGAACAAAUAAAGAUAUCAUAUCCUAGCCAGAAGUUCAGAGGCAAAAAAGUAGCAUGGAGAAGCACUAAUAGACAGAGGGAAAGAAAAGAACUACAAUUUGUGUAAAUGGCGCUAACAAAGUAUUCUUUUAAGUGGAUUAAACAGAUUAUAGCUCCCUGGUGGCUGAUACUUAUUUUCUCAGUGAAACACAUUUAUGGGGGCACAUAUGCAUACAUUGGUCCAUGUGAAGGCCGUGAUUGUUCAGUUUGCCAGUGCUUUCCUGAAAAAGGAUCAAGAGGUCAACCUGGUGAAUUAGGGUCUCAGGGUCCAAUUGGGCCUUUGGGGCUUACAGGACCAGUUGGUUUGCCAGGAGAAAAGGGACAGAGAGGUGAGAAUGGGCUGCUUGGGCCAGCUGGAGAAAAAGGUGAUAAGGGCCCCACAGGAGUCCCAGGCUUUCCUGGUUUAGAUGGCCUGCCUGGGUUACUUGGAGUUGGAGGACAUAGGGGCAAACCUGGCUUGGAUGGUUCCAAUGGUUCAAGAGGAGAUCCAGGAUUUCCAGGGGGGAAAGGAUAUAUCGGACCUAGAGGCCCACCUGGCUAUUUUGGACAAAAAGGAGAAAAAGGAAUGUCUGUGUAUGUUUCACAUUUCAGGAGGGGUGAUCCAGGAGACAGAGGUGAUCCAGGAGCCGCUGGUGUACCUGGAUCUAGGGGUGCAAGGGGAGCAGUGGGCCCACAUGGAUAUCACGGCCAGCCAGGCUUGCAGGGCGCUCCAGGCCACCCUGGUUUGCCAGGUGAACAGGGAAAUCCAGGCAUUGGAGUUGAUGGACAGAAAGGGGAAUUGGGUGAUGUUGGAUCUCCUGGGCCUCCAGGACAGCCACUGUUAGUUGGCCCUCCAGGUGCCAUGCUGAUGAAAGGAGAAAAGGGUCAAAAAGGAAUGACUGGAGUGAUAGGACCUAACGGAUUGCGGGGACCAAAAGGUGCACCUGGAAUUGGGGAAAAAGGAGAGAAAGGAAUUCCUGGAGUCCCUGGAAUAAGGGGUUUUCCUGGUUCUCCUGGAUCUCAAGGUUCCGUAGGAAGAAAGGGAAGAACAGGAUUUCCUGGUGCUCCUGGCCAGGCUGGCUAUUCAGGCAUGAAGGGAGAUCGUGGAGAACAAGGGCUACCAGGCCUGCCUGUUUCUUAUGGAACACCACUUUUGCCUGUGAAAGGUCCUCGAGGAGACCCGGGAUUUCCAGGUCCUGAUGGAGAAGUUGGGUCAGAUGGACCAGCUGGUCCUUCCGGCCCACCAGGAAGACCAGGUGAAGAUGGAGCAAGCCUUCCUGGCCUACCAGGAGUGACUGGUGCACAAGGCCAUCCAGGUUUUCAAGGUGACCCUGGUCUCCCUGGAAGAGCUGAAUCAAAUCCAGGAAGACCAGGGGCUCCAGGCACACCAGGGUUACCAGGAGCACCAGGAAGACGUGGUGUGUCUGGAACACCUGGUAGAGUUUGUACUAGCAAUGGGCCCCCUGGAGAAUUGGGAGCAAAAGGCCAAAUGGGAUUUCCAGGUCGAAACGGUGAAAAAGGAGAAAAAGGGAGUGAAGGUCGCUGCUCAUGUGGUCCUGGCCCAGCUGGACCACCUGGAGUACCAGGAGCACCUGGUGGUCGGGGACAGAAAGGAGAGAUGGGAUAUCCUGGAAGGGGUGGACAGAAGGGUGAUUCAGGCUUGCCUGGUACACGGGGAUCAACAGGACUCCUGGGACUCCAUGGUACCCCUGGAAUGCGUGGGGAGAAAGGAGAAAAGGGUGACCCAGCUAGAAUCAGAAUCAAAGGAAAAAAAGGAGAAAAGGGCUUUCCUGGGAUUCCAGGAUUUCCAGGCCAAAAUGGUAGUGCUGGAAGAGAUGGAGAGCGGGGAAUGCCUGGAGAAAAAGGACUUCCGGGUGAUUACAGACCACCACUGCCAGGUGAUAAAGGAUUUCCUGGAACCCCAGGACAUCCUGGUGUGAGAGGACCCCCAGGACUACCAGGCUUGGGAAUUCCUGGCCCAAAGGGAAACAAAGGCUUCUUUGGGGACCCAGGCAGCCCUGGUGUAAGUGGGCCACCUGGUCUAAAGGGUUCAAAAGGUGAUGCACACUGCUCUGUUCCACCAGUUCCUGGAAAUCCAGGACUCCCAGGUUUUAAAGGUAUUCAAGGACCAAAGGGAGAAAGAGGACCGCCUGGUCUCCCUGGGCCAGAUGGCUUUGAUGGACAAAAAGGACAACAAGGCAAAACAGGCAUAGGAAUUCCUGGACCAGGAGGUUUCCGGGGCAAUGCUGGGGAGCCGGGGGGUGAAGGUGAAAAAGGCUUUACUUCAGAUGGAAGCACAGGCUCACCUGGCACUCCUGGAAGAGAUGGUCAGAAAGGGGCUCCAGGUGAUACCAUUUAUGGUCCCCCAGGAAUUCCAGGCAGUAGAGGGUCAGCUGGAUCACCUGGCAUGCAAGGCAUGAGAGGUGAUCCAGGCAGCCGUGGACCACAAGGACAGCCUGGUACACCAGGAUUUCCAGGUGCUAAAGGUCGCAGAGGCAAAAAAGGAGAUAUGGGAGCUCUAGGACGGCGAGGCCUACCCGGUGAGCAAUGUGACACAAACUUACCAGGGCCACUGGGACUGCCAGGUCCAAAGGGAUGGCCAGGCCCUCCAGGCUUUCCAGGCUCUAAAGGCUACCAGGGGGACAUGGGUUCCCCAGGAUCAGUUGGAAAAAAGGGUAUUCCAGGACCUAACGGCAUACCUGGGCACUCUGGUCCUCCAGGGUCACAAGGAUCAUCAGGGCUCCCUGGGGAUAAUGGACUGCCUGGUCUCCCAGGACUGAAAGGAAGAAAAGGGAUUCAAGGGCUCCGAGGUUUCCCAGGAUCCCCAGGAAAACAAGGGGAGAUGGGAAUCCCAGGUGAAAAAGGUGAACAAGGAGAAACGGGUCCACCUGGGCUCCCUGGAGACCCUGGGGAUGGAGGUCAAAAAGGUGAAAAAGGGCCACAAGGAGAUCCUGGUUACAUCAUCAUACACCAUGAGAAAGGACAAAAGGGUGAUCCAGGUCCUCCUGGUGAGCAGGGAUUUCCAGGAGAAAGAGGGGACAAAGGCAGCCCUGGAAUCAGAGGGCUCCCAGGAUUGCCAGGCACUGAUGGACUCCCCGGACUCCCAGGUGAAUCUGGCAUUUGUGGACAGAUAGGUUUACCAGGCCCACGAGGCUCCCCAGGGCCACCAGGCACCAGAGGAAUUCCUGGUUUCUCAGAAGCCCCGGGUGAUCAGGGUGAGCAGGGUUUACCAGGAACUCCUGGAAGUCCAGGACCAGAUGGCAGAAAAGGAUGCAAAGGGAACAGAGGUGACCCAUCCAGUCAACCUGGUCUACCGGGUCCAAAAGGGCCUGUAGGAGAGCCUGGCUUACCAGGUCCCCAUGGAUUCCCAGGUGAGCCAGGUUUUCCUGGUGCCCAAGGGCAAACUGGAAGACAAGGACCUAAAGGGAUUCCUGGAUACCUAGGAGUACCAGGCUUUCCAGGUGCUGUGGGUGUUCCAGGAUUGCCAGGUGUUCCAGGUGACCAAGGCCUCAUUGGACUCCCAGGACCUGCAGGAUUGCCAGGAUUCUCUGGUUCCAAAGGCAGGAAAGGUAUGUCUGGAUUGCCUGGAUUAGAUGGCUUGAACGGACUGCAAGGGCAAAAGGGUUCACCAGGAGUUCCAGGUCACAGCAAUACAGGGCAUCCAGGAUACCAAGGAGAAGCUGGACUAAAAGGAGACAAAGGUGAAUCUGGACAGCCAGGAAUUUCUCUUCCAGGUCCUCCUGGAGAAACAGGCCUGCUAGGACUGCCAGGUAGAGCAGGAGGUCCUGGGCCUAAAGGACAUGUUGGAAGGGCUCCAGAAAUUGCUCCACGCGGUCUUCCAGGGGAUCGAGGGCCACCUGGCUCAGGCAGUAACAGAGGUCCGCCUGGCAGUGCUGGCCCUCCUGGAGAGAUCAUCUUUGUGAAAGGAGAUCCAGGCAACUUUGGUAUUCCAGGAGCAAGAGGGUUUCCUGGCCAACCAGGCCAACAAGGAGCCAAAGGCUUUCCAGGAAAACAAGGAAGAGAAGGCCUACAUGGUCUCAGAGGCAACCCUGGUCCCCAGGGUCCUCCUGGGCAAGUUGGGCAGCCAGGAGACCAGGGCAUUGAAGGUCAUCCUGGGCCUCCAGGUCCCAAAGGCUUCAGAGGUGACCCUGGUGAACCAGGAAAAGUUGAAGACAACUUAUGCCCUAAAUUUCCAGGGCUUCCUGGCAGAAUUGGGUCAAAAGGACAUGAAGGGCCUAAAGGAUUACAAGGGCCAAGAGGCUACACUGGAUUCCCAGGGAGAAAAGGGGAAGAAGGGUCACCUGGCUUGACAGGUCAAGAUGGUACCCCAGGUCUGCCUGGUCCUCCAGGUGACCAAGGUGAUGUAGGAGAACAAGGAUACCCUGGACCACAAGGUUCACAUGGCCAAACUGGGAUCCCAGGACCACCAGGGCCUGAAGUUAGAGCUGCAAGUGGAUUCCUGCUUGUCCUUCACAGUCAGUCAGACAGAGAGCCAUUUUGCCCCCAGGGAAUGCCAAAAGUAUGGACUGGCUAUAGUCUGCUAUAUCUGGAAGGACAGGAAAAAGCUCAUAAUCAAGAUCUUGGUCUGGCAGGAUCUUGCCUUCCUUUAUUUAGUACCAUGCCCUUUACCUACUGCAACAUCAACCAAGUUUGUUACUACGCUAGUCGAAAUGAUAAAUCUUAUUGGCUGUCAAGUGCUGCUCCUCUACCAAUGAUGCCACUCUCUGAAGAUGAAAUAAAACCAUAUAUUAGCAGAUGUGCUGUAUGUGAGGCCCCAGCUCAAGCUAUAGCACUUCAUAGCCAAGAUCAGUUCAUUCCUCCCUGCCCACAGAACUGGAGAAGUCUUUGGAUAGGAUAUUCCUUUCUAAUGCACACUGGAUCUGGAGACCAGGGAGGUGGACAGUCUCUUAUGUCACCUGGGAGUUGCCUUGAAGACUUCAGAUCAGCACCAUUCAUUGAAUGCCAGGGUCAGCAGGGAACAUGUCAGUUUUUUGCUAAUGAGUACAGUUUCUGGUUAACAACUGUGAGGCCAGAAUUGCAAUUCACAUCUGCUCCUCUGUCACAAACUCUCAAAGAAGGGCAGGAACAGCGGAAAAAAAUUAGUAGAUGUCAGGUAUGCUUGAAGUAUGGCUAACAAACAAAACAGACUUCCUCAGAGAUGAAACAGGUUGUGUUGAAGAUUUAAAUGGUACUUACUUCUGGAUUUCAUUUUCAAGCAUGCAAUGUUGUUUCGUCUGCUAAAAGUUGCAUUGAUGUGUGCAUAUAUCUGCAUAACUAAGGGAUCAAAGGACCAGCAAAAUUAAGUUCUAUUGCACUCUUCACCACUGUAGCAUAUAGGUGACAAAUAAAGCUUGGUCUUGCACUGAAGGCUGAGUGCAGUGGUACAGAAAACCUUGGAAAGCUUUAAAAAUGACUAGUGGAUAUCCUAGUUAGGACUGGCUCUUAGAGCAUAUGUGUACGUGGCACGCUGUAAUCAUGCUCUUACAUAAAUAUAUCUGUCUAUGGAGAGAUGUAUAUACAGAUACACACCUACACAAUGCCCUAUAAUCAUUUAAUUUUACUACUUAUAGUAUUAAUCCAGACUGAACAUUUAAUUAAUUUACUAAUGAGAAUACAUAAGAAGUGAAAAGCAAAAAGUUGCCAAAAUAUGCUAAUGUCUGAUUGUUAUGUAAGAAAAUAAAUAACCCCAGAUAAUGAAGGCUUAAAAUGCUGUUUAUUAUCUUUGCAAUUAAUUUCUCAGCACAGUUAAAUUAAAUUGUUAAGCUAUAAUCCAAAUAGCCAGAGACAACAAAACAAAUGUCAACGUUAAUUAAAAAAUAGAAUCCUACACUACCAAGCCUUACAGCAGCAGGACUCUAGAGAUGGUUUUUAUUAAUGGAAAUUAUCUAUUAUUGAAAAGAUCAAGCUAAAGGACUAGCCACUUUUUCAACAAGUGGAAAAUCUACAAGUUAUUUAUCCAGCUAUGAAAGAAUAAAGUAGUACAUAGCUAAAGCCUGUCUUAAGAUCAAUAAAACUACUGAAAAUUGUGAUUACAGAAGAACUGAAAUUCAUCUUGGUGCAGAAGACCCAUAUCACUGACAUGAGUUAAAUUUUAGAGGGGAGUAAAUUCUAAGAACGUGGGAAAAAAUGGUUUCACAUCAGUAACACUGACUCCUCAUUUCAGAGAAUUUUCAGACUGUUUCCACAGAGCCAUGUUAGAAAGUCUGAACUCAGCCAAAACUCCCUCAGAAGUUGGCAAGAAAGCAACAGGGGAACCAGCUACUUUUGAGAGCUGGGCUCAUGGUCUCCAAGUGAGGUCUCAAUAGGGAGGAAAGGCUGUUCUGAUUUUAGCUAGAGAAGAGCAGAGUGGUCACCAGGCAGCUUUCUUUUGUUACAGACCCCCCUAGGCCAGCUUCAUUCUGUUUUAUCUAAGUAUGCAUACAAUGCAGGGGGUCACCUUCUUCAGACAAACCAAAAGGUAGGGCAGGAUAGCACCUUAGAGCAGUGGUUCUCAACCUGUUUAGACUUAUAGCACCUCUACUUCCCUCCAUAACUUACCCAAAUUCAGCAAAACUUCAUUUUUCAGGAGGUUCAUGCAAGGCCACACCAGGAAGUGGCAGGACAAGAUGCCCCUGCAUUAGGUUUAUCAGAUGAAACUAAUGCAGACAGGAGUCCCUCUCCCUGCCACAACUGGCUUCUAGUCUGGCCCUGCAUAUACCACCUAGAAGCAGAGGCAAGUAAGGCAGUUUCACCUGGCUGUGGUAGUGGUGGUGGUAAUGGUGCUGUGAAACUCCAGUUGAGAGCCACAGUGUUAGAGAUUAACUAGUUGAGAGAGGCAUGAGGUUUUGAAGGAAACAGCCUACCUUGUCAGAUGCUAACGAGUCAAGUGAUGAAGCUGGCUAUCACCUACAGAGUCUUAUGCCUCUCUGAACAAAGUAGUUUCUAAGGGCAUUUAUACACGUGCUCUGGGAGGGGCACUUUAAUUAGAGAGGCUCUGAGAGUGUCAUGUGGAUCAACA
Molecule: messenger RNA, 7067 nt
Organism: Alligator sinensis (Chinese alligator)
Lineage: Eukaryota; Metazoa; Chordata; Crocodylia; Alligatoridae
Gene: COL4A4
Product: collagen type IV alpha 4 chain
Exons: 48
Coding region: 159-5204 (1681 amino acids)
Cellular component (GO): collagen trimer
Molecular function (GO): extracellular matrix structural constituent
Source: RefSeq, a predicted model, not a curated record